UAUAAGGUAACAUUGUUUUUUAUAACAAUUUGUUUUUCUGUGGAUGUUUCAUCACAUAUAAUGAUAACGAUAUAAUUAAGUUGCACUUGAUAAUAAAGGUCAAACACUUUUGAUAACGUGUUACUUUCCAAGAAAUAUGAUGAGUUGGUUUACAGAACUUAUACUUUUUUAUUAUUUUUUUUUAGUCGAUUUUCUUUAGCUUUUUUUUGUUAUAUUGCGCAUCACAAUGUUAAACGUACUGUGUCUCGUCUAUCAAUAAAGGAUUCUUGUGUGUUCAUUAUUCAUUUCUAUUAAAACACCUGAAAACAUUGGAAGAGUAAGCAUACUUUAAAUAGAAACAAUUAGAUAACAAUAGUAGUAUCAUUAUUUAUUCUUUGACUGAAAGUUUGCACAAUUUUCUUAUGUAAUAUAAUUUAUUUCUGAAAUCGAACAUUAUGUUAACAAUAUGAAAUGAACGUUAAAAAAAUGGAAAUAUAUCACAUAGAAACGGAAACUUACAUUUUUUCUUCGUAAAACUGGUUUAAAUAAAGGACAAUAGCAGUAUAAAAUUAAUGUGUCAAAAGAUUUAUAAAGGCAAUAAAAUGAUUUCAUCAAAGCUGUCGAUUAUUUUGAUAUUUUUGGGAUUAACGAGUAUGGUUUAUACGGAAGGAAUUGCACCCAAAGUUAAAACACCUUUAGGAGGCAUUCAAGGGUAUUAUAAAAUAUCUGCAGAUGGUAGAUCCUAUGAAGCUUAUGAAGGAAUUCCUUAUGCUAUACCUCCUGUUGGAAAGUUAAGAUUUAAGCCUCCACAAAAGAUCCCAGCAUGGCCUGGUGAACUUUUAGCAACUACAUUUGGCUCUCCGUGUUUACAAUAUAUUCAGAUAAUUACUGAAUUUGAAGAUAGAAUUCAAGGCUCAGAAGAUUGUCUUUAUUUAAAUGUUUAUGUCCCUACACGUGAUCAUAAAAAUUCUCAAUUACCACUAUUACCAGUCAUUUUCUGGAUUCAUGGUGGGGCCUUUCAAUUUGGUAGUGGAAUGCAUAUGGGUCCUAAAUUUGUAAUGGAUCGAGAUGUUAUAUUUGUCACAAUAAAUUAUCGUUUAGGCCUGUUAGGUUUUCUAAGCACAGAAGAUGAUGUUUUACCAGGUAAUAUGGGACUCAAGGAUCAAAAUAUAGCAUUGAAAUGGGUUUUUGAAAACAUUGAAUGGUUUGGAGGUGAUCCUAAUAAAAUAACACUAACUGGUCUAAGUGCUGGUGGUGCUAGUGUACAUUAUCAUUAUUUAUCCCGUUUAAGCUCUGGCCUUUUUCAAGGAGGUAUAUCUAUUAGUGGUACGGCAUUUGAUUGUUGGACACAAACUGAAAAUUCCUUAGAAAAAGCCAAGAAAUUAGGUGCUAUAGUGGGUUGUCCUACCAAUAAUACUCGAGAUAUGGUACAUUGUUUAAGAUAUCGACCAGGUAAAACUCUGGUCCAUGCAACCAGAGAAUUCCACCCAUGGCUUUACAAUCCUUUUACACCAUUUGGACCUGUUAUUGAGAAACAUGGAGAUGCUCCUUUUAUUGAUCAAUCACCAAUAGAUAUUAUUCAAAGUGGUAAUGUUCAAGAUAUUCCAUGGAUUACAAGUACUACCAGUGAAGAAGGACUUUAUCCCGUAGCUGAAUUUAUUGCUGAUGAUAGACAUCUUAAGGAACUUGAUGAGAAUUGGAAUAGUAUUGCACCUUAUUUCCUUGAUUUUAAUUAUACCAUACCAAAAGAGAAACAUGUCGAGACAGCUACACUUAUUAGAAACCAUUACUUUGGUUCUAAACAUAUUAAUAAAACGACUAUUAAAUCUUUAAUACAAAUGGCUGGAGAUCGAUUGUUCGUAUUCGAUAGCAUAAAAGCUGCAAGGAUCCAGGCAAAAGUAAAUAAACAACCUGUUUGGUACUAUUAUUUCACAUACAGAGGUGCACAUAGUUUAAGCGAAGCUAUGAGUGGAAGCAAAGAAAACUUUGGAGUUAGUCAUGCUGAUGAUGCAUUCCUUGUUUUGGACACUCCUUACUUUAAUCCAGUGACGACAAGAGAUGAUAUCGAUAUGCAACAAGAAUUAAUUAAUCUUUGGGUUUCUUUUGCCAUAAAUAGUAUUCCUCAAAUUGGUAUCACUGAAUGGACUGCAGUGGAUCCAUCACAAAAAGAAUUUCGUUUUCUUCACAUUGCAGGACCAGGAAAAUAUUAUAUGAGUAAUGAUGCUAAUUUAAAAAAUCAGGACUUCUGGAAUAAUAUCAAUUUUAAUGAAAAUAUGUCAAAACGUAAAAAACACUUAAAAGAAGAUCUUUAAAUCAUUUUCUAAGUUUUUUUAAGAACUAAAAAAAUAAAUAAUUAAUACUGUAUGCUAAAUUUAAUUAUCUCUGAUGUGAAGCAUACUAUUAUAUUUUUAAAAAAAGGAGUAAGAAUGAAGAUAAAUAUAUAUUUCUAUAUCUAUCUUAUGGAAUUCUUAUAAAAAUGAUAUGUAUCAUAUGAAAGAUAUUGCUUUUAUAGAGACUGUGUAAAUAUAUUAAAUAAAAAUAAUUAAAAUUAAA
Vespa crabro (European hornet) is the source of this 2532-nucleotide messenger RNA. Its product is annotated as venom carboxylesterase-6-like. The record is from RefSeq and is a predicted model, not a curated record. The transcript has 9 exons. Lineage: Eukaryota; Metazoa; Arthropoda; Insecta; Hymenoptera; Vespidae. The coding region runs from base 552 to 2291 and encodes 579 amino acids.